AUGGGGACGGCUCCAUCGAAGAUAAUUGAGGAUUUACUAGAGGACACUAACUUUGAACGAGAUGAGAUAGAGCGGCUCAGAAAGCGAUUUAUGAAGCUUGACAGAGACAGUUCUGGAUCUAUUGAUAAGAAAGAGUUCAUGUCAAUCCCAGGCGUUUCGUCAAAUCCCUUGGCUGGUCGCAUUAUGGAAGUUUUUGAUGAGGAUAAUAGUGGAGAUGUUGACUUUCAAGAAUUCAUCACGGGCCUUUCAAUCUUUAGUGGCAGGGGUAGCAAAGAUGGCAAGCUCGAAUUCGCCUUUAAGAUUUAUGAUAUAGACAAGGACGGAUACAUCUCAAACGGGGAGCUUUUCAUAGUACUGAAAAUUAUGGUUGGUAAUAACUUGGGAGACGAACAGCUGCAACAGAUCGUGGAUAGAACUAUUUCUGAAAACGACUCUGACGGUGACGGUAAAUUGAGCUUCGCUGAGUUUAAAAAUGCUGUGGAGACCACAGAAGUGGCAAACUCUUUGACGUUGCAAUAUGAUAUAUGA
Lachancea mirantina is the source of this 528-nucleotide messenger RNA. The record is from the annotation of a GenBank genome assembly. Lineage: Eukaryota; Fungi; Ascomycota; Saccharomycetes; Saccharomycetales; Saccharomycetaceae.